CCGCUAUCACGAAUUUGACCCCGGGCGCGGGGUUGGCACAUCCGAGCAACUGAUGUCCCACAUCUUCGGCUGCAAGCAAACUCCGCCCACCCCGCCGACGACCAGCGAUGAGGAGAGCUCCGGGAACACCAGCGACGCGGAGAUGAAGAAGAAGAAGGGGAACCGGGCCAUGGGCAAGAAGAAGUACCCCAAGGCGAUCAAGUACUACAGCAAGGCCAUCAAGAUUGACCCCGACAAUGCCACCUACCACCUGAAUCGCGCAAUUGCGAAUUCGGCCCUGGAGCUGUGGAAGGACGCGGAGGUGGACGCGGAGAAAGCAGUGGAGCUGCACGGCAGCACCUCUAAGAGUCACUUCCAGCUAGCGCGGGCGCGGCUGAAACGGGGCCGGUGCCUGGAGGCGCGGAAGGCGCUGCAGCUGGGGCUCCAACGCUGCCCUCAGGAGCCGGCGCUGGUGCAGCUAGGCAAGGAGAUCGACCGCGCGCUGGCGGCGCUCGAGGCCAAGCGGCGACAGGAGGAAGAGGAGGAGGAGCGCUCAGCUGCAAAGUCGGCCGGGCCCAGUGGCGCCAAGGCGCUGACGGAGCAGGCGCGGGCGCUGAGCGAGGCUCGGCCGGAAGAGGCCCUGGCGCUGCUGGAGGCGGCGCGAGAAGCGGCGAAGAGCGGAAGCCAAAGGAGGGAGGAAAUCAAUGCGGCCUCGCUGGCGGGCAAGGUGUUGCUUCGCCUGCGGCGGUGGCCAGAUGCAAUCGACUGCUGGCAGGCAGUGGUGCAGAUGGAAUCGGAGGAGUUCUCCAUGGAGAUCCUCGAGGAGCGUCAGGCGCUGUCCAACGCACAGAACAACCUCGGCAUCGCGCUGAAGAACGCCACCAGGCUGGCGGAGGCCUUCGGGUCCUUCCAGGAGGCCUACCGCCUGGCGACCAACGGGGAUGACAAGGUGGCCACCUACCAGGCCUCCCAGAUCCUGCAGAACGCCUCGCAGUGCCUACUGGCCCAGGGCAAGGCCAAGGAAGCUCGCAGCUUUUGCAGCCGCGCCCAGGAGAUCUGCCAGCGUUUGUUCGGGGAGUUCCACGGGUCCUUGGCGCUGGGCUCUUUGGCGCUGGCCAGGUGUUGCCGUGCAGAAGGCGACCUCCGUGGGGCCGUGGGGAACUACGCCAAGUGCCUGGAGCUUUUUGAGCAAAAGACCCAAGAGGAGAUCCUCGCUGAGCUGCCGGAGGUGCCGAGUGUGCAGCGCCUGCAGCAGCUGCUGCAGCAGGCGAAGGCGGAGCUGGCGCAGCUGCUGGCCUUCGCGGAGCAGGCCAAGGCGCAGGCUUCGGCAAGUUCUGAGAGCACAGAGCCUGCGACCUGACCCAUGCUAGGGGUCGCCUCUCCAAAGUGACUGACAUCAAAAGUUUAAGGAGCA
Molecule: messenger RNA, 1393 nt
Organism: Effrenium voratum
Lineage: Eukaryota; Dinophyceae; Suessiales; Symbiodiniaceae
Source: the annotation of a GenBank genome assembly